AUGAACACUAAACUUAUAGGAUGUGUCUUCACAUCCUGCUUUGCAGUUGCAUGUGCUAUGUAUAUCCAGAUGGCAGAAAAAGAACAGAGAUGCAUAAUAGAAGACAUCCCAUCAGACAUUCUAGUUACAGGACAUUACAAGAUGCAGAACUGGGAUAUGUUCAGUCAUGACUUUCUUCCUUCUGCUCCUGGCCUGGGUAUGUUUGUGACUAUUAAGGAUCCCAGUUUUCAGGUGCUGAUGUCCAAAUUAUAUGGACCAGAGAGCAAAUUCUCUUUCACAUCCCAUUCUUCGGGUGAGCACCAUAUCUGCUUCCAGUCCAACUCCACAAACAUUAUAGCUAUCGGAGGCAGUAAGCUGCGUCUCCACAUGGACAUACAAGUUGGAGAACAUUCCCUUGAUGACUCUCUUGCUGAAGCCAAUGAUAAAGUAAAUGAAGUUAAGCUUAGAGUCCAACAUCUUACAGAACAAAUUCAGCACAUAGGCAAAGAGCAGAACUACCAAAGAGAACGAGAAGAACGUUUUCGACAAAUGAGUGAAGACACAAAUGCAAAUGUCUUGUGGUGGGCUAUUAUGCAAACCAUCAUCCUUCUUUCAGUUGGAUUCUGGCAAAUGAAACAUUUGAAAGACUUCUUCAUUGCUAAAAAGCUUGUUUAA
Molecule: messenger RNA, 654 nt
Organism: Protopterus annectens (West African lungfish)
Lineage: Eukaryota; Metazoa; Chordata; Ceratodontiformes; Protopteridae
Product: transmembrane emp24 domain-containing protein 11-like
Exons: 5
Coding region: 1-654 (217 amino acids)
Biological process (GO): endoplasmic reticulum to Golgi vesicle-mediated transport; Golgi organization; intracellular protein transport
Cellular component (GO): endoplasmic reticulum-Golgi intermediate compartment; Golgi apparatus; COPII-coated ER to Golgi transport vesicle
Source: RefSeq, a predicted model, not a curated record